Molecule: messenger RNA, 1829 nt
Organism: Neodiprion virginianus
Lineage: Eukaryota; Metazoa; Arthropoda; Insecta; Hymenoptera; Diprionidae
Exons: 4
Coding region: 180-1394 (404 amino acids)
Biological process (GO): sensory perception of taste
Cellular component (GO): membrane
Source: RefSeq, a predicted model, not a curated record
ACGAAGUCAACUCACAGUUUCUCAAGAAUUUGCGCCGAUAACUUUAAUCAGCCGAGCGAUCGGUAGUUUUCCGCUUCAAAUCAAAAACGUUUCGGGUGUUCAGGUACUCCUCCUCCAAACUAACAUACAUUUGCAAUUUGAAUCACAUAUCGUUGAGGUAGCAUUCCGAUUGAUACAACAUGCGUCCCAGAUCACUACGAGGCUUCAACUUACAGGUGUUCGUACCGUCGGGUUGUUCGAUGAUCUACUCGAUCGUUUUACUCGGAUUAACUUUCGUUAACAUGAUAUACGUACCUCAGAUGACAUUGACUGUGGGUCAGUUUAUGAACCACGGUAAGAACAGCACUCAGAGCAACACGUUCCUGAACAAAGAACUGCGAUUGGUGGAUCCGCCUCUAUUUAUCAGGUUAAUGAAUACCAUGGUGAUGAAUCUGAUGGGAAUAUCGAGCCGGAUAAAUGCUCUCUUUUACUUAAGACGUCACUUGCCGACGGCGUUUGCUGCGUUGAAUGCGAUCGACGGUUUUCUGGAUCCGGAGCUGAAGCAGCGUCGAAGGAACGUUCGCACAAUUUGGGCAAUUUUCGCAGCUAGUAUUCUCGUUGGAAUACCGAGCCAGAUUUACUCGGCGAUAUUUGUUUACGUGGGAGAUUCUUGUGUCAUUGGAAUCUACGUAUUUAUGAACAAUCUGAACAACUUCACUGCUGUUCUGGCGGAAGCUCAAUUUUUGGCAUUGUGCCACCUGCUUAAAUCAAGAUUCGAGAGUAUAAAUCGCAGAUUUUUCGAACUUUCUACGCACUUGAAUCUUCCACCAAACGAUAAUUCCCACGGAAAUAUGGCCGGGAGGAUUAUCUUGACGCGGGCAAAGGUUCCCUCGAAGAUAAAAUGCGUGACCGAUUUAGAAAGGGAAUUUAUUGCGAACAAGGAACCUCGUUUCAAACCCGAAGAGAACUUGCCGCUUGACGUACCGACUUAUAACACCAUUGAAACCUUGCGAUUAGGGCAUCAACGCCUGUGCGACGUUCUCGACCAAGCUAAUCACAUGUUUCAGAUGCAGCUCUUCUUCUCACUCAGUGGUUGCUUUCUCAAUCUGCUGUUUAACAUGUACUCGUUCUUCUCUGGUGGCGCCUGGCUUCGACGGGAUAACUUGACUCCCACCGGCUCGAACGCUGCCGCAAAUGAAGCGUUGAAUAAUCCGCUUAUUAACUUGUCGUGGGGGCUUUAUUACUUGAUUAGAUUCACGUCUAUGACUGCCAUGGCAUCGAAGACUACCAAAGCCGCCAAACGCACGCUUGUUCACAUCUUGAACGUCAGGAGAUGCGGAAUAGAUUUUGCUACGAAAGAGGAGGUUAUAGCUACAACAUCUACUUAUCUUGUAAUCAUGGUACAGUUCCAGUAAUCUUAUAACGUCGCCUAACAUCAGCUUAUCUAACAUCAAUCAGCUCAGAAUGGAAACCACAAAAUGUUGGCAAAAACAUCAAUCAAUCAAUCAGGAGUUCAUCAAUCGUCGUUAUGAAUAUCUACACAGAGGCGAUUCUCAACUCACAGGGAAUAUAAAAUGCUGACGAUGUUCCAAAUGAAGAUGCAGAGCUGCUGUUAAUAGGCGAAAGUUGGCUCAUUUACCCCUAUCGACUAAUUUACCGUUCAAGUGCAAGAUCCAAUUCAGUAGUUUCUCCGACGCCUGCUUCAUGCAACUUACGUUACGUUCAAGUGAUACAAGAACUAUACGUUUAGGCGUUCAAGGAAAUCAAGUUUCGACUAUACAUGUCGAUCGUAAACUGAAUUCACCAAGUAUUACAUCUUUUAUUAAAUUUUACUCAAUAGUAAGUUGUAA